This is a messenger RNA of Melanaphis sacchari, 1565 nucleotides long. It is a transcript of the gene hry, whose product is annotated as protein hairy. Bases 135 to 983 code for a protein of 282 amino acids. Gene Ontology annotation, biological process: regulation of neurogenesis; regulation of transcription by RNA polymerase II; anterior/posterior pattern specification. Gene Ontology annotation, cellular component: nucleus. The record is from RefSeq and is a predicted model, not a curated record. NCBI's taxonomy places the organism in Eukaryota, Metazoa, Arthropoda, Insecta, Hemiptera, Aphididae. The transcript is spliced from 3 exons. Gene Ontology annotation, molecular function: DNA-binding transcription factor activity, RNA polymerase II-specific; RNA polymerase II cis-regulatory region sequence-specific DNA binding; protein dimerization activity.
UUUUAUUGUUAUUAUUUAUAAUAUUUCUCGUCGUCGUCGUCGUCGUCUGUGCGCAUCACAGAUACCGAGUUUUUUAAAGACAAUAAUAAUAAUAGUAAUAAUAUUAGUAAUAAUAAUAAAAAAAAAAAAAAACCAUGACUUCCGGAGUGGCGGACGACGAUCCGCUGCAGUCGCAGCGCUCUCCUUUGGCCACCGACGCGUGCAGCCAAAAGAAAAUAAACGAAAACAAUCGUCGGAGCAACAAACCAAUAAUGGAAAAGAAAAGAAGAGCAAGAAUAAAUAACUGUUUAAACGAAUUAAAGACUUUGAUCUUAGAUGCGACUAAAAAAGAUCCAGCUAGACAUUCGAAAUUGGAAAAAGCAGAUAUAUUGGAAAUGACUGUAAAACACUUGGAAUCUAUGCAAAGGCAUAAUGUAGCUUUAACUGCUGCCACAGAGUCUACAGUAGCCAAUAAAUUCAAAGCCGGAUUUACAGAGUGUACAAAUGAAGUAAACCGAUUCCCUGGGCUUGAACCCCAUGUUCGUAAACGUCUCAUGCAGCACUUGAAUACAUACUUCAAUAAAGAAAGUAGUAAUAACAAUCCCAAAAUUCUCCCUACACCUCCAGAAAAAUCAAAUCUACAACUACACCUGGACUCUAACCAGAACGCUAUAUUAUUGGGUACCACUGGUUCAGCUUGUGGAGUUCAAUUAGUUCCUACAAGACUUUCCAAUGGUGAUAUUGCUCUAGUUUUGCCUUCUAGAUCUACUGAAACAUCACCACCACCGCCCCUUUCUAUGAUUGCACCAACACCACCAUCCACUCAAUCUGAUUCAUCUGAUACUGAGUCGCCUAUGCCUGAUAGACCUUUAUCGUGCUAUUCAAUGGGUAGCACUGAUAGUACAGAUACAUACAGUCAACCAGAACUUCCCCUUGCAUUGGUUACCAAACACAGACGAGACGACGAACAGUCAGAUCUAGAACAGCCCUGGCGACCGUGGUAGUAAUAAUUUAUUUUCUGGUUUAACAGGAUACUCUCAUUAAUUAAGUGUUUUUAUUUUUAAAUUCAAAAUGUGUAUGCAUAUUAUUUGUAUUCAUUUACUUACAUUGAAAUAUUUCUUUGUGCCAUACAUUCGAAAUCGUGGAAAUUGUUUAUUAGAAGUAAAAGGCUGGUAGCGCAUAACUAUUUCAUAAAACAGCUAACAUUUAUAUUUUUGUUUUUACAUCAUAAUUUGAAAAAUCCAGUAAACAAUUAAUAUUAUUUUGUUAGGAUUAAAUUUAACGCUAAAUUGUAUAACAGUUGGUACCUCUAUUUAGCAAGUUAUUAAAACAAAACAGGGUUCGUGCAAAUAUUAUAUUAAUAUAAAUUCAAGAUCAAAUAUUAAAAUUGCCGGGCAUUAGUGCAACAUAUAUUAUCAAUGUUAACGGUUAAUUCUUAUCCAAUUAUCGUACAUGAUUAAUACAUAUUAUAAUAAUUAUAUUUUUAUUUUUUAUGUUCAAUUUUCUUUACAUACCUACCUUGUACCUAUAGUUACAUGUGAUUUAUUUAUCAAUUAUAUUAAAUGUUCAUUCAACUUGUAUUUAUU